Messenger RNA from Olea europaea var. sylvestris, 2286 nucleotides. RefSeq names its product phosphatidylinositol 3,4,5-trisphosphate 3-phosphatase and protein-tyrosine-phosphatase PTEN2A-like. Gene Ontology annotation, cellular component: cytosol. Gene Ontology annotation, biological process: dephosphorylation. Lineage: Eukaryota; Viridiplantae; Streptophyta; Magnoliopsida; Lamiales; Oleaceae. The record is from RefSeq and is a predicted model, not a curated record. Gene Ontology annotation, molecular function: phosphatidylinositol-3,4,5-trisphosphate 3-phosphatase activity.
GUGAGAAGAACUUAUUGGAGGUAAAACACCAGCACACUCAACGCUAUGAACCAAACGGCGAACAAAGAUAAAUAAACGACAGUACGACACCGUUGAUCCAGAGAAUCUACUGCUCCAGCCACCUGCGCCGACGUUGACUCUGAUUUCCAAGAGGUUCUCAUGCUCUCAUCUUGAAUACUUCUGCUAUUGGACGCUAUUGAUAGCUCUGAGCCGUGGGGAAUGAACCUGGACUCUUCUGAUUCAUCAACCCCUCCACGUAACAAGACUGCAGAUAUGGCAAUGCCCACUUCUUUGGAACCUGUUCCAGAAAAUUCAGCAAAUGAUGCACCCUCUAAAUUCUCUGCUUCUGGCAUCACCACGUGGGCAAAAAAUUUGAAAAUUCCGCAGCCAUUUGUGGGAUCGCAAGAUGAAUCACCAUCUGGAAAUUCGGGGAAGUCAUCUUUUGCUCGUUUCACUGGUGGACUUGGCUUGCGCUUGUCACCAAAAUCUCCUCAGGGAGAUGAAGGUUCUGAAGGGUCUGUGACAAGUACACAGCCAGGUUUUAUUGGAACUAUCACAAAAGGGUUAGUUGAUUCAUCUAAGAGUGCAGUGAAGGCCGUACAGGUCAAAGCUCGACAUGUUGUGUCUCAAAAUAAACGAAGAUACCAGGAAGGAGGAUUCGACUUAGACAUGACUUACAUCACAGAGAAUAUUAUUGCCAUGGGCUUCCCUGCUGGUGACAUGAGCUCUGGUUUUUUUGGUUAUGUUGAGGGAUUUUAUCGGAACCACAUGGAGGAAGUAAUCAAGUUCUUUGAAACUUAUCACCAGGGGAAAUACAAAGUCUACAAUCUCUGUUCUGAGAGAUUGUACGACGUAUCACUAUUUGAAGGAAAGGUGGCUAGUUUUCCAUUUGAAGACCACAAUUGCCCUCCUAUUCAGCUCAUAAUAUCAUUUUGUCAUAGUGCAUAUUCAUGGUUGAAGGAGGAUAUUGAAAAUGUUGUGGUCGUGCACUGUAAAGCCGGAAUGGCGAGGACGGUGAUGAUUUCUAGUCUUCUUCUGUACUUGAAGUUCUUUCCCACAGCUGAAGAGUCUAUUGAUUAUUACAAUCAGAAAAGAUGUGUUGAUGGGAAAGGGCUUGUUCUGCCUAGUCAGAUCAGAUAUGUCAAGUAUUUUGAACGUAUUUUGACAUACUUCAACGGAGAAAACCAGCCUGGGCGCAGGUGCAUGCUUAGAGGCUUCCGGCUUCAUAGAUGCCCCUACUGGAUCCGACCCACUAUUACGGUAUCUGAUCAUAAUGGAGUGCUCUUUUCGACCAAAAAACAUCCAAGAACCAAGGAUCUGUCGCCUGAAGAUUUUUGGUUUACUGCACCAAAGAAGGGGAUAAUGGUCUUUGCUCUUCCUGGAGAGCCUGGACUGACAGAGUUGGCUGGCGAUUUCAAAAUCCACUUUCAUGAUCGCCAAGGAGACUUCUAUUGCUGGUUGAACACAACGAUGAUUGAAAACCGCAAAGUUCUAAACACUAGUGAUCUUGAUGGGUUUGACAAGAGAAAACUACCAUCCCCAGGUUUCCAGGUUGAAGUUGUGCUCGUGGAUUAUGACGCUGCUGUUCUAGCUAGACCUCCAUCAGAAGCCACUGCUAGUACACCGGUUGGAGUAUCUGGUCCUCCUACUCCUGUGGAAGUGGCUGCGGCUGCGACAAAUUCAAACAAAGACUCCGGAAAUCAGGAGAAGGAUGAUGUGUUCUCUGACAGUGAGGCAGAGGAAACUGGGUCAUCCAAAACUAGGCAAACUAAAGAAGCUCCUGAAAUGAGUGGAACAGAUAGCACAACAGCUUCUCCGCCUGACAAACUCGACCCAAAGCAAGUUGCAAGCUUGGCCAACAAGACCGAGAAAGUCUCUUUAGGAAAAGGAGGGUCCGUACAUACUCGGUCAAAGAAGGAUCCGGUUGAAAACUCAGCAGGAGAGGUAAGUGAGUUCAAGGCAAUGGCUGCUGAUGCAUCUGUUUUCACAUUUGGAGAUGAGGAGGAGGAUGAAAGUGAUUAAGGGUAGUCUAUGCUAAUGAUGCAUUCGCCCGAUAUCUGUAUAUAAUACUUGUGAAUAUUAAAAAAUCCAGUUUCUUUGAUGACUGUUCAUUCUGUUUUAAAUGUGUUGGAUUAUCGAUUUCCUAGAAGUCGUGCUGGAUCUGUCAACUAUGGCUGCAUAACUCCAUGGUUACUGUUGAUUAUAUUUAUUAUUUAAUGUAGUGUUGGAAGGGCGAUUCUUUGGGUGACAAGCCCCUGGAUGUCCACGGGCUCGUCACUUUGGCUU